AUGGAACAUGCCGGGUUGGCUAUCAUUAUACCUUCGUUUUACGGAGGUAUUUUCCUCCUUUUUGUCCUCUAUGCCUGCAUUUUUUACUUAGUAAAACCUGCAGAGGAGGAAAAUGACGCUCAGGGACAACCUCCGGAGGGGGUGGAUGUUGCUCAGCCGCCUGCUCAGCCGGGACAACCUCCGGCGGGGGGUAAUGAUGCUCAGGGACAACCUCUGGAGGAAAUGAAUGUUGCUCAGCCACCUGUUCAGCCGGGACAACCUCCGGAGGGGGGGAAUGUUGCUCAGCCCCCUGCACAGCCGGGACAACCUCCGGAGGGGGGGAAUGUUCCUCAGCCCCCUGCACAGCAGGGACAACCUCCGGAGGGGGGGAAUGUUGCUCAGCCCCCUGCACAGCAGGGACAACCUCCGGAGGGGGGGAAUGUUGCUCAGCCCCCUGCUCAGCCGGAACAACCUCUGGAGGGAGGAAAUGCUGCUCAGCCGCCUGCUCAGCCAGGACAACCUACGGAGGGGAAUGCGACUCAGCAUGAACCAGAAAUAUUUUUCAGCAUGGCGACGAGCCAUCACGAUAGUGUAAUAGCCGGGAUCGAGAAUCCGAGAACUAUAUUUUCAAUUUUAGUCACUGGGUGGAAUGCCUGUUGGCCUGUUGCUCUGAAUUGGGUUGUCACUAAGGGGAAUGCGUGUUGGGCUCCUGUUAAGAAUUGGGCUGUCACUGAGGGGAAAGCGUGUUGGGCUGCUGUUCGGAAUUGGGCUGUCACUCGGUGGAAUGCUAUCAUGCAGAGGGCACCACAGGGGGCCGACAACGCUUAA
This is a messenger RNA of Malus domestica (apple), 807 nucleotides long. The record is from RefSeq and is a predicted model, not a curated record. NCBI's taxonomy places the organism in Eukaryota, Viridiplantae, Streptophyta, Magnoliopsida, Rosales, Rosaceae.